GAUACCAACGACAGUUCAACCAAGGGUACUGCCUCGCCUCGCUCAGCAAUCAAACGAAACCAAAACGUCAAACAAACGGCUCCCCCAACCUGAGACAGAAAAGAGUACCGAUCGCUCGCUGCGCCGGGUUGUGGGUGUACACAAAGGGAUGCAGUAUAGUGUAAACUAGACAACCGGUGAGCUGAAAUAAUGCAAAGCGGUGGUAUGGAGAAACUGAGGGCGGCAAAGAAGGUGGCCCCUGAUGGAGGUUGGGGCUGGAUGGCCACUUUCGGUGUUAGUAUGCUGAAUUUAGCCACGCGUUCGAUCGAACAAUCGUUCGGGUUACUGUUUGGCGAUUUACUGAACGACCUGCAGGUUGGAACGACCGGAGCUUCCAUCAUCAUCAGUACCCUCGAUGUAAUGAUGAACUUUUCCGGUCUGUUCGUGGGGCCGCUGCUGAAGGAGUUCUCCUACCGGAAGGUCGCACUCGCCGGCUCGCUUCUCUGUUGCCUCGGCCUGGCGCUCACGUCGCCCGCCACCAGUAUGGCACACAUCUUAGCCACGUACAGCGUGAUCAAUGGCAUUGGGGUGGGGCUGGCAACAUCGGCCGCAUUCGUUGCCCUCAAUCACUACUUCGCGAAGAAGCGCGGCCAAGCGGUCGGACUGUCGAUGGCGGGCACGGCGCUCGGAAUGCUUAUCUUGCCGCAGCUGGUGCGCAUCCUGCUCGAGCUGUACGGCUUUCGUGGCGCGGUGCUCAUACUGAGCGGGUUAGCAUUGAAUGCGGUACUCGGUGCGAUGUUGCUACAGCCGGCUAAGUGGCACAUGAAGGAGGAAGAGGUGGACAUCGAGAUGGUGGAGAAGGCCCCGACGAUGGGCAUCAUCUUGGAGCAGGAGGACGGUGACAAUGAUUCGCUGCCGGAGAUCAAAUCGAUGCUGUUUCCACGCAGCGUCAGAAGCGAACCGAGGCAGCCUCCAGUCGGUGGCGGUACGGGUACGGGUGCAGGCAUCCCGGAACGAAUGUCGACCGUCAGAGUCGCGGGUGCGGCCGAAGGUGCUGAUGGUACGGCGACGGUAGCGGUGCCUCUACUCGGAGGACCCAUGCUACCGAGACGGCCUACCUUCCCUCGUGUAAACUCGUCGCUCAGUCCCAACUUUCCGCGCAUCGCUUCGACCGCCAGCAUGAGCUUGGCGCUGCGCAGGCGCCGUGAGUCCGUUGUUUCCCAGCUUUCGAUCCUCGAUUUCACCGGUAGCGGCAGCUGUUUGCACAUUCACGUGGACACAGGUGACGCAGACGCAGAGGACGUCGAUUAUCAGAUAAUACGGCGCGUUAAUACCGAAGCCGGUAUGAACACGUCGUUCUUCCGGUCACCGUCGCGCGUCUCGAAGCGAAUGGAAACGGUCAAGUCGGAGCUGGGGCUGGAGAUGGUAAAACCGGAAAAGGUUUCGUUCCUGCAGCGCUUCACCACCCAGAUGGACCCAGGGCUGUUGCAAGACGGCACCUACUUGAACAUUCUGUUCGGCCUGUCGAUCUUUUACGUGGCGGAGAUGAACUUCAAGCUCGUGACCCCGUUCUUCAUGGCGAGCCUCGGCUUCACCAAAAGCGAGGUCGCUACGGUGCUGUCGGUGUCGGCACUGACCGACAUCGUGGCCCGCAUCAUCGUGCCACCGAUCGGUGACCGGCUGAAGAUUCGCAAACGCCACAUGUUCAUGGUGGCGAACGUGUUCGUUGCCAUCUUGCGAUCCAUCGUGGCCCACCAGCAAACGUACGCCCAGGUGAUGGUGUGGCUGUCGGUGACCGGCUUCUUCCGUGGGCUGGCGCUCGCCAACUUCACGCUGUGCGUUUCGGAGUACUCGUCGCUCGAGAAGCUGCCGGCCGCGUUCGGGUGGCACAUGGUCGGUAAGGCGCUGUUCGUGAUCGUUUUCGGUCCGCUGAUUGGUGCGAUCCGCGAUUGGACCGACAGCUACCCUGCAUGCAUCCACUCGCAGUCGUUUUGCAUUUUCCUAUGCAUCGCUGCCUGGUCCGUCGAGCUGUUGAUCAAACGCUUUCGCACGAAGAAGAUCGGUGAAGCAAUUCCGACCGGCAUCUAGCGGCGGCGGGCUCUCAGCUCUAGAGUCAAGGGUUGUUCCGGUUGGCGGCGCAUUAGUUUAACCAUGUAUCUAAGAAUUCCGAAGGCUGCGAUAUAGCUUAGUAUUUCCUGUUUUUGAUAGUUGUGAUAGUACCCUACAGCAGACAAAAGGUUAACGAUAAUCAGUUCCGAAAAUUUGAACCUAUGCCAAGAAGAAGAAUGCACAGUAUUACGUGUGUAUGGUAGUUGUGUUAGUGUUAAUAUUAGAUCGAUCCUUUAGGGGCGAACAGAAAACGUGCGCUGAGUUGUUGUUCUUAAACAAACACGCCGAGGUAUCACCCGGUCUUUAGGUAGCCAAGAUUCGGUAGUUUUAGCAGCUAACUGGCUGUAGUUUUGA
Molecule: messenger RNA, 2442 nt
Organism: Anopheles cruzii
Lineage: Eukaryota; Metazoa; Arthropoda; Insecta; Diptera; Culicidae
Exons: 6
Coding region: 190-2067 (625 amino acids)
Biological process (GO): transmembrane transport; monocarboxylic acid transport
Molecular function (GO): monocarboxylic acid transmembrane transporter activity
Source: RefSeq, a predicted model, not a curated record